Aspergillus homomorphus CBS 101889 is the source of this 3256-nucleotide messenger RNA. Its product is annotated as DDHD family phospholipase. Gene Ontology annotation, cellular component: cytoplasm. NCBI's taxonomy places the organism in Eukaryota, Fungi, Ascomycota, Eurotiomycetes, Eurotiales, Aspergillaceae. Bases 220 to 2964 code for a protein of 914 amino acids. Gene Ontology annotation, molecular function: metal ion binding; glycerophospholipase activity. The transcript has 4 exons. The record is from RefSeq and is a predicted model, not a curated record.
CGUGAAAUAAAGUAUUUAUCCACAACCCCUCAACGGCCAAAAAGGUCGAAACACACGGAUGCAUUGUCUCAUAAUCAGUUCUAAGUACCCGCUGCAAUUCAACAAAGGGCCACUCCCAUACAUUCUCACAGCUUGUCCAUUAGGUAUAGCUUUCGAUUAGGUUCAUUUGACGUAGGCGCAUUGGCUCUUGCCACGAAGCCUCGGGCUCUUCUGAGCCUCAUGCCAAAAGAAAGCCCACGAGGUGCUUUUCUGGGGGCAACCUCGCCCUGGAGCACCUCCAGAAGUUCGUCUUGCCUAUCUAACCCCAGCAACGAUAACAAUACUCAGAGUGUCUUGAAGCAAACCCAAGGACAGGACCAUGCUGUAACGCAUAGAUACAGACUCAGCUUACACCGCUAUCCCGAAGACUGCCCUCCUUUGAGUGUUAAGUGGUUCUAUGCAGUGGAUACCCCAAAAAGAAAGCCCGGGCUAUCUGAUCGGGACAAAGACAAUCUCAAACUGCCAUCUCCCAAAAAGUUCGUGCAAUUUUCUACCAAAGACUCUCAAGCAAUCGAGACAGCUUUCCAACGAAUAUCGGAUAACGAAUUUAAAAAUGAGCACUUUCGCCAUGAGCAAGCAGACCUUGGUCAGCCACGCGCAUCCACAAAGGUUCCUGUCAACGAAGACUUCUUGUUUGAAGUCAACGUGGAGCAGAGGGAACUUGCGCCAACAUAUUGGGCAGGUCCCAUUUAUGAAGUGCGCCGUGGGACAUGGUUUUUCCAGGAGGGAUCUUCUAUGAAGCCAUGUGAAGAGAACUUAGCAACCCAGCUUGAGGAAGGUUACUUGAAGGUGAAGCCCUGGCGUGGCUUGAAUUCUGAAAACUCUAUACCAGCUUGGAGCACGACAUCACAGAAUCACAACCCGGAUUCUGGUUCUCAUAGUCCCGCCGGAAGCACAAGGCAUGCGAAGCCAAGCAAUGAACCGAGGCAUCAUCGACUGUUCGGCGCUUAUAUGAGCAAUAUAGUCACGUAUCAAGAUGCUUCCACAGCACUGCUGACAAGCGAUGAUUUCAUGUCCCGGGUCAGCACGACUGUGUACCAAAAGCUGGGUGCCGUCGCAGGCACGAAACUCGUACGUGGCUUCAGUGAAGCAAAGAAGCCUAGAGAAUCACCAAGAAAUUGGAUUUCACAAAAGAGCCCAGAGAAUGGAUCCGAACUGCGCACUGCUUCGAAGGGGGACCUCGAAGUAGAUUCUGAGUUGCUGGAUUCAACUGUUUUGAGCCGACCGGUGAACACCGAAAGCCUAGCCGAUACAACAAGGAGGCCUACAAUUGAAGAGCAGAUUAUUGGGGCAGCUGAUCGCUCAGGCAUGGCUGAGCUUGAAGAGCAAGUGCGCAAGCAAGAACAGAAGGAAAUGGAGGCGUCGAGAGAAUCCGAUGAAGAUAGAGAUCGAGAAAUUGAUCAUCUGGUUCUAGUCACUCAUGGGAUCGGCCAACGACUUGGAUUGAGGUUAGAAAGUGUCAAUUUCAUACACGACGUCAAUGUUCUACGCAAAACUAUGAAGAGUGUCUAUCGAGCGUCGCCCGAUCUUCAAGCCUUGAACUCACAAUUCGCUGAUCAACAUGACAAUUGCCGCAUCCAGGUCUUACCUGUAUGUUGGAGACAUAUGCUCGAUUUUCCCUAUCAACGACUAAAACAUAGUCGUAAGGAACUUGACUUAGCCGACGCUGAAACUCCCGAAGACGAAGUACCAGCAUACCCUACCUUGUCUGAUAUCACGCUCGACAAUGUGCCUGCUGUCCGGAGUCUCAUAUCUGAUCUGGCCAUGGAUGUCCUGCUCUAUCAGAGCGCGUAUUGUGAACAGAUUUCUGAAAUAGUGAAAGGGGAAUGUAACAGGAUCUUGCGGCUCUUCAAGGAGAGGAACCCUUCCUUCAAAGGCUCAGUAAGUCUCUGUGGCCAUUCUCUCGGCAGUGCAAUUCUCUUUGAUAUACUUUGUCAUGAACCUCAUGAUGGUGAUCGUCCACCCGCCUCGAUUAAUGACAGCAGAACGGGCUCCCGUCGAGCCACUUCGUUGGACUUCAACUGCCAGGACUUUUUCUGUCUUGGCUCCCCAGUUGCAUUGUUUCAGAUGCUCAAAGGAAAGACUAUAGCUGGGCGACAUGCUCAAAUAUCUACCCUGCAAGAUGAAAGCCCCAUUGAAAAGCCGUCGCAUCACGCUCCCAAUACGAGAUCUUUUGCUCGCUGUCAAACGAGCACUGCGCUUGCUCACAGCGGGUUGUCUGUUUCCUCACCUAAAUGUGGGCAGCUAUACAAUAUCUUUCACCCUUCUGACCCUGUGAGUUAUCGUUUAGAGCCUCUCAUAUCACCGGCGCUGUCAUCGCUUAAGCCACAGCCUUUGCCAUCGGUGAAGAGAAGUCUAUGGGCUACAUCUGGCCAGAGUCUCUCCAUGAUUGGUAGUCGUGUCGGUCAGAGUGUGGGCUCUCUCUGGACGAAUUUUACGUCGGGUGUCGCCAGCAGUCUGCUCAAUCGCAGUCUAGGUUUGAUUCCAGAGGAUGUCUCUACCCAUCCACCCUCCAAUCUCACUGCUGAAGAUGCCCAAUCCCGAUCUUCCGUUGCGGGUACCCCUCACUUGGGUGAAGAUGAAACACGACGACCUACUCUCCUCGACUCUGGCCUGGAAACGCUCUACGGGAAUUCCCGUGGGGUGAAAACCGCGGAAGGGCAGACUCCUCGAACAUCAGACCAUGUUAUUGGAGAUUGUGAGGCAGACAGUGGUUCGAGAAGAAUGUUACUGGAGGAUGCAAAGGUGAGGGCUCUGAAUGCCAAUGGACGAGUCGACUAUAGCAUACAGGAGGGUGCAUUCGACAUAUCUAUGAUUGCGAGUAUUGCCAGCCACCUGAGCUAUUGGGCGGAUGAAGAUGUGAGCCAUUUUAUGCUUUCUCAGAUGCUGUGCAGGAGAGAGCAGUCAAGGAGAAAACAGUCAUGAGAAACUCUAGGUCGGCCAUGACCUACAUUAUCGACGGCGAACCCUAUAGCGUGUGCGCAAUUGUAAUAUUUGGCCAUCUUUGACCAAGAAACGGGAUAGCAGUACGGGGUUACGCGUGUUCCCUAAUCUACUGAAUCGAUUUCUUAUUGGAUUCAUAUAGAGCUGGCCUGUCCGAUUUCGAAAUCCUAUGAGCCUACAUGAACAUAACGAUUCGCAGCGGAUUGCCAUGCUGAAUGAUCGUUCCUGUACUGUAUGCCAUGAUCGUGACGACAGUAUAGUCACAAAUGCAACC